UGUCAUCUUGGUCUCUGACGGUCGAGAAAUCGGCUGAUGAGACAAUAACAAUUAGAUAUUAUACACAAUAUUAUCCUGAAUUGCAAGGGAAAAUCGUUAUUUAUCUUAGUUUUCCAUUUAUAUUUUUAUUACUUAUUCUUUUAUUAUUUUGUGACGUCGAAAACAGCGUUCUCUCGAUACGUACACAACAAGAAUUCGUCCAUGCUGGACCAUUUGACUUGUUUGCUCUGCUGAACAGUAUUUUUGCUUAGUUAGAAUGGACGGCGUAGUAAAGAAAAAAGGUGCGAGCCGACCUAACCGCGGUGGCGGUGCGGCAAGCAAAGCUCAGAAGCCUCAGCCCAGUGCUUCGAGAAACGCAGGUUUUAGCAAGAAGGGGGACAUGGAGUCUUUCAAGGAUGGCACCUGUGAAGACACAGUUGUAUACGCCAAAGAAACACCGAACCACAGCGCACCCGAACCUCUGCAGACGUUGAAGGUAGAACUGCAGAAACUGUACAUGUCGAAAGACAAUGAGAAGCUCGUCAUGGAUGCUCUAAAGCACGCUCAUGGAGAUGAAUUUGAGUUGAGUGAAAAGUCUGCUUACAAAGACCAAGGUGCAGGGGCGCUGAAACAAUACUGGAUGUCCAGAAGCACACUCAUCGUGCAAGGCGGGAUCGACUAUUCCAACAGAGAAAAAAACCACACGCUGCAAGGACCAAACCAAAUCAGUGCCUUCGCUCUGAAAAAAUUAGAAAGCUUUGGCUUCCACUCUACCCACUGUGUUGAGGCGCUGAACAUUUUCAAUGGAGAUGUGAGUCAAGCGCUGCAAUUACUGUGUUCAGCAUAUUUUAGUUCGCCCGAGCCGCAAGAGCCGCUUGAAAAGCUUUCGGACAGCGUAAUAGAUGCUAGGCAAGAAGAAAAGGAAGCCCUGGAGGCGAUUUAUGACUCUGAAUUUGCUGAGCGGAUUCCGUACAAAGUUUGGUGCUUGAAACUUAAUUUACCGUACUUACGAAAGCUCUGUGAUAAACCGAAAGUGGUUGUUCCUACGAAACCUGCCAAGGAGCUGUGUAGAUUUUAUCUUAAAGGAGUUUGCAGACAGUCUUACAACUGCAAGUUCUCCCACGAAGGCUUGUCCAAAGCCUCGACCGUGUCGGACGCCCAUUUGCGAGACCCGAAAGACGAGAGCACGCUGUUCGAGAUGGAAAUCCGCUUCCCGGAAGGAAACAACUACCCCACGGACGCUCCUCUUGUUUGCGUUUCUGCAGAAAGCUCAAAGUUCCCCACGGAUUUGUGCUUGAAAAUUUCUAAAAAGCUGAACGACGAGGCCAAACUGCUGGCCGAGCAGGGAUUUCCCGCCAUUUUCUCGUUGGUCGGCAUUCUGGAGCAAGAGACUGAAAUCGCGCCCCUCCUCAACCUACCGAGACCAGGACCGAGGCAGUUGGAGCCCCUCGUCCCCACUGACCAGGGGGAGGAGCAGGUUCAGGAGACGACUAAUAACAAAAACUCCAAGAAACAAAACCCGCAGUCGGCACCUAGAGGAGCGCGCCAGAAGUCCUCCGACCAGAUUGUCCGUGAAAACGAACGCCUGAGAAAACUGCACCUGGAAAAACCGGAGUUCCAACAGUACAAGAAAAUGAUGCAGGCAAGAAAAAACCUUCCGGCCUGGAGCGAGCAGAAUAAAAUCCUGGAAGCGCUUCGUACGAGUCAGGUGGUGGUCGUCAGCGGCGCCACAGGGUGCGGCAAAAGCACUCAGGUGCCGCAGUUCAUCAUGGACGAGUGGCUCGGAGGGGAUCGCUUCGACCCCUCCUCAAACGUCGAGAUCAUCUGCACGCAGCCGCGCCGCUUGUCCGCCAUCGGGGUGGCAGAGCGCGUGGCCGACGAGCGGGCCGAGAAAAUCGGCCAGUCGGUCGGCUACCAAAUCCGUCUCGAGUCGAAAACCUGCAGCUCGACCCGCCUGCUGUUCUGCACGACGGGAAUUCUGCUCCGGCGGCUGGAAGGGGACGCCGAACUGGGCGCCGUGUCCCACGUGAUCGUGGACGAGGUGCACGAGAGAAGCGACGAGUCCGACUUCUUGCUCAUGAUCCUGCGGGACCUGCUGCCAAAGAGACCCGACCUGAAGAUCGUCCUGAUGAGCGCCACCCUGAACGCCGACCUUUUCUCGCAGUACUUCGGGCAGGUGCCCGUCAUCGAAAUUCCCGGCCGGACUUUCCCUGUGGAGCAGCUCUUCCUGGAAGACACCCUUGCCAAAAUCGGCUACACCGUCGACGAGCACUCGCAGUACGCCAGGCACGUCAAGCUGAACAACCUGAGUGACAUCAGGGAGCUGGACACGGCCGGCAGCGACGAUUUGGAGCUGGAGCUGUCCAUCGUCGGCGACAACUUCUCGGCAGCCCACGACAGGACUCCCGACGAGAAACUGAGUCCCGCGCAGCUGUUCCACCGAUACGAAGGGUUCGACAAGCAGGUCUGCAAAACCAUCCUGUACAUGGAGCCUGAGAAGAUUAAUUACGAACUGAUCGAGGCCACCCUGGUCUACAUCGCGCAGGGCGACCACAAAUAUCCCAAGAAGGGCUCCAUUCUAGUCUUCCUGCCGGGGCUGGCCGAGAUCACGGCCAUGCUGGACCAGAUCAAGGACCACAGAGUUUUGGGCCAGAGGAGAGGGAAAUUUGAAAUUAUUCCGUUGCACUCUUCUCUCAGCAGCGAGGACCAAGCCCUGAUAUUCAGGAAACCAAAGGAAGGCGUGCGGAAGAUAGUGCUGUCCACGAAUCUGGCCGAGACGUCCAUCACCAUCGACGACUGCGUGUUUGUCGUGGACGCCGGGAAAAUGAAAGAGAAGAGGUACGACCCGAACAAGAACAUGGAGUCGCUCGAGCUGUGCUGGGUGUCCCAAGCAAACGCCCUGCAACGCCGGGGACGAGCCGGCAGAGUCAUGCCUGGGGUUUGCUUCCACCUUUACACCAAACACAGGUUCGAGUGGCAGUUCUUGAAGCAGCCCAUUCCUGAAUUGCAGAGGGUGCCUUUGGAGCAGCUAGUCUUAAAAAUUAAGGUUUUGACCUUAUUCAAAGGCAGAGAGCCAAUGGAAGUUUUGCUGAACACGCUGGAGCCACCAUCUGAGGAAUCGGUCAGCACAGCCAUACGGCGUCUUCAAGACGUCGGUGCCUUGGACAACGCGGGCGCCCUGACUGCCCUGGGGCACCACCUGGCCGCCUUGCCCGUGGACGUGCGAAUCGGAAAACUGAUCCUGCUCGGGGCCAUCUUCAGCUGCGUCGACUCUGCCCUGACCAUGGCGGCGUGUCUCAGCUACAAGUCGCCGUUCGUCAGUCCGUUCUCCAAGAGGGACGAAGCGGACAAGAUAAAGCGCCAGUUUUCAACGUACAACAGCGACCAACUGACCGUCCUGCGCGCGUACAAAGGCUGGCAGAAGGCCAAGGAGGCGGGCUACUCGGCCGGCCAGUCGUUCGCCCAAGAAAACUUCCUCUCGCACAGGACGCUGCAGAUGAUCGUGGAAACGAAACUGCAGUUUCUCGAGCUGUUGGUGUCCAUUGGAUUCGUGCCUUCGGACGAGUUCGACAGCUUCAGGGUGAAGAAAGCGGCCAAGAUGGGCAGGGACGUGACCCUCGAUAGCUCAGGCGCCAAGCUGAACGAGCACAACGAAAACUACAAACUGCUCUCCUCGAUUCUGUGCGCUGCGCUCUAUCCAAAUGUGGUCAAGGUGCUUUCUCCUCAGCAGCUGUACGCCUUGCAGGCCAGUGGUGCGGUUCCCAGGACGCCCAAACCAGAGGAGCUUAAGUUUAAAACCAAAGAUGACGGAUAUGUGGCCAUGCACCCCUCAUCUAUCAAUUACCAGGUCGGCCUAUACAGUAGUCCCUAUCUUGUGUUCCACGAGAAAAUCAAAACGAGCCGCAUUUUCAUCCGAGAAUGCUCGAUGGUGCCCGCGCUGGCGCUGGUCCUCUUGACGGGCAGUUCACUCAACGUGGAAAUCCACUCUGGAAUGACCGUGGUCGCUCUCGAGGGCGGCUGGAUUCGAUUCGGCGUCGACUCGCACCCGGUUGCCGAGAUGUACAAGGGCAUCAGGGUCGAGUUGUUCAAACUGAUGGAUAAGAAAAUCGCUGAUCCAAGCUACGACUUCCAGUCUGAGGUUUUGAGUCAGCACGUGAUCAAAGCCAUCAUUAGAUUGCUCACUUCAGAAUUGUGAUCAGAUUUAAUUUUCAAAUAUUAAUUGCUAUCCGCACUGGAUGGUGUAUUUAUACUAUGACUUAAAGAAUCGAGAUUAAAGAAUGUUGCAACCAAAUCGUC
Molecule: messenger RNA, 4275 nt
Organism: Cloeon dipterum
Lineage: Eukaryota; Metazoa; Arthropoda; Insecta; Ephemeroptera; Baetidae
Product: putative ATP-dependent RNA helicase DHX57
Exons: 7
Coding region: 257-4174 (1305 amino acids)
Cellular component (GO): intracellular anatomical structure
Molecular function (GO): metal ion binding; helicase activity; ATP binding
Source: RefSeq, a predicted model, not a curated record